Callorhinchus milii (elephant shark) is the source of this 652-nucleotide messenger RNA. RefSeq names its product deleted in malignant brain tumors 1 protein-like. The record is from RefSeq and is a predicted model, not a curated record. Gene Ontology annotation, cellular component: membrane. The transcript is spliced from 3 exons. Lineage: Eukaryota; Metazoa; Chordata; Chondrichthyes; Chimaeriformes; Callorhinchidae. The coding region runs from base 44 to 640 and encodes 198 amino acids.
GAGAAAAACAGUGGAACCUGCAGAGAGUGGGAGUCUGCGGCUGAUGAAUGGCAGCAGCCCGUGCGCCGGGAGAGUGGAGGUUUACCACAGAGGACAAUGGGGCACAGUGGAUGGCACUGACUACAAAGAUGAUCUGACCUGGGAUAUGAAGGCCGCGGCUGUGGUGUGUAAUGAGUUGGGCUGUGGAGGGGCGCUGUCAGCAUCAGGAGACGCCCAAUUUGGGAGGGGCUCAGGCUACAUUGUGACAUAUGGUGUUCACUGCAGAGGGAGUGAGUCUACUCUGAGGGAGUGUCACUCGGGGAACUGGAGUCACUAUUCACUGUCACACUCCUUUGAUGCCGGUGUCAUCUGCUUAGGAGGUAAACCACCCAGACUGGUGAAUGGAGGCAGCCGCUGUGCGGGGAGAUUAGAGCUGUACAGCAAUGACACUUGGGCGACACUUUGUGGCGAGAACCUGAACACGGAAAUUGCAGUACAUAUUUGCAAACUUUUGGGAUGUGGAUUUGCUGUAUCGGCCUCAGGUAACGCUCGCUUUGGAGAACGAUCGGGUCGUGUGGUUGGUCGACCAGACUGCGGACACGGACAGGACAUUGGCAUAACCUGUUCAGGUAUAGACCACAACCACAAUAAUGUACAUUAACAUAGCGUCGGA